AUGUCCAACGUCGAUUACGAUGCUUAUGAUGAAGAGGAAGAUUCUUGGGUAAUUUAUAAACUUUCUGAGGUUGCAUUGAAGCUCAUACCUAAAAAGUGCCUUAAGGAGUUAUUUAAAAUGGCUGGAAACGAAGAGGAAUUGGAACCAGAAAUAGGAAAUGUUUACGGUUUUAUAUAUCAUGUGCUAAAUUUCAAAAUCAAAGUGCCCAUCAAAAGAUUUAUAUGGAAGAUCCAAAAAGCUAUGUUCUUUGGUAGAUAUAAGACACAAUGUUGCUUUGAAAGAAUUGAAAAUUCAGAAUUAAUUAAGAGACUCACCAAAGUAAUUAAUCAUGUUGAAUCAUCUUUCAAUAAAUUAGCAUCCAAUUUGAAUUUAAUUAAAGCUCCCCCAACUAAAGAGCCUUGUACUGGGUUUUCAUGUUGUUUCCCAAUUGAAGUUUGGUAUUUAUUAGUCAAGGAUUAUAAUGUGAAUGCUGGUAAUCUUGUGAGAGUAAACAAAGAACUCUGUAACUUCUUUGCCCCAGUUGUCUACAAAUCCAUUCACAUGGAUAUUACCAUUAGUCCAAUUGAUACACUUCAAACAUUUUAUUCUCAUUAUUGCAAUUUUGGCUCAACAUAUUUAUUCCAACCCUCUAGUCCUUUCAAGAUGUACAAAAUGCUUCACGAUAGUCAAAAUUUCCAAUAUGAAUUCAUAGACCUUAUACAUACAAGUUCUUCUAAUGAUAACGCAGAUAAUGUUUCAACAAGAUAUAUUAGAAACUUCAGAGAUGUUAAAAAUGUGUUUGAAAACAUUAUAUCUAAUCCAAACUCAUUGUUUAAAGAUUUCGUUAAAGAAUUAACUACUUCUAUAUGUUUUCUUGAUGGGUUUGACAAGUUUACUAAAGAAGGAUCCAAUUUUGCUGGAACAAUCCAAAGUCUUUCUAACAAGACAAAGCUUAAUGUUCUAGCUAGUGAUUUCAAUUCUUUUGACACUUUUGAGCUUGAUGAAAACUAUGAAUAUUAUAUUCGAAAAGGAAUAGACUUUGAUUUAGAGGAACUUGACUGCUUAGUUAAUGAUUUUACUGUCCCAAGGUUUCCAUACGUCAAAGAAACGCUCCCCGAGAGUGAAUUUUACAGGGAACUAACCCUUCCAGGAAUCGUUCAGGACGAUUUCAAAAAGGAUUCAAAGUAUAGAAGUCAAAUAUUUAAUGCGAACAGCAUGAAAGACCUUGAAAGUUCAAACCCUUUUCAAAGAUGGAAUGAAGAAUUGCAACCGGACACUUGGAAUUAUGAUCGUGAGACUAAAACUCAGCUCAAAGGAGCAGGAUCUAUUAAGUUACAAAAUCGCAGCUUUUUCAGUGAAGUUGAUACACAAAACUUUCUUUCAAACUUUGUUCAUAGUAUUGCAUCUAUGAACGUGAAAAAAACCUCAAAGACGUCUACGUUGAUUUUCGGUUCACAUGACAUUGAAAAUAGUUAUAUGGAUGAUACAGAAGAGGAAAGAGAUCAAAAUAUUCCAUUUUCAAUAACACCACAUAUGAUAAUAAUCAAUGGGAGUUAG
This is a messenger RNA of Hansenula ciferrii, 1536 nucleotides long. RefSeq lists its product as uncharacterized. The transcript has a single exon. Lineage: Eukaryota; Fungi; Ascomycota; Saccharomycetes; Phaffomycetales; Wickerhamomycetaceae. The record is from RefSeq and is a predicted model, not a curated record. Bases 1 to 1536 code for a protein of 511 amino acids.